Caenorhabditis elegans is the source of this 2007-nucleotide messenger RNA. RefSeq lists its product as uncharacterized. The record is from RefSeq and is marked reviewed. The coding region runs from base 24 to 1907 and encodes 627 amino acids. The transcript is spliced from 10 exons. Lineage: Eukaryota; Metazoa; Nematoda; Chromadorea; Rhabditida; Rhabditidae.
AUUGUUCAAAUUUUAAUUUCCAAAUGAUUACAUCUGAAUUGAGUGAUUUCCUCGAGAUCAACGAAAAAAAUAGUGUUCUAAGAGGAAUAUCGGCAAGCGAUAAGAUACUUUCAUCAGGUAUUUGUCAACUUCUUUUUUCUGAAAAUGGGCAUUGGCGGAUACCGAAUGGGGGAACCGCUGUGGCAUUGUUUUUGAAAAACAGUACGGAACGAUAUUACCGGAUAAUAGUAAUGGAACCAUCUGCAGAUCCAGAUUGGGAACCAACAGUUCAAUUUGAUUUUCUUAUUAGAGACAAAAAGUUUGAAACAAUGCAGGAACAUGCAAGGUUACUCGUUUUUGAGGCAGAAUCCAGAUACAUUGGAUUGAACUUUUACGACUCAAAGGAAUGUGAGAACUUUCACAAUAGUGUUUGCAAACGACAAACGAGAAGUACCGAUAAAGCAAAGCAGCCAGCAUUGGAGGGAAAGACGAAGAAGAAAAGUAGUUUCUUUCAUGAUCCAUUCAAAUCCCACAGGGAACCAAGAAAACAAGUUGAAAUUGAAGCACCAACAGAUUUUCGGCAUGUUGAUGGUGUGAAGUUGACAGAUGUACAAGAAGAUUUGUAUAUGCAAGUGAAUAAUCCAGAAGAAGAGGAAAUUGUGAAGCAAUUGAUUGUAAGAAAUGAAGAUCAUAUUAGACAAUCAUUGAUGGUGAAAAAAGAAUCUCAAACUGUGAAAGAAGUUAAGGACAAAAAUAAGGAUAAAGUCAAAACAAGUAAAAGCUUUUUUGGACGUAACAAACCAAAAGUCGAGGAUGUUUCUCAACCGAUUGUACCAGUCAUCACUGGUGAUCCAUUGAAUCCCGAUUGGACAGUAACCGCAGCAACAUCAUUCAAACAUAGUCACACUUUUUCUGCGGAUCCCAUCAAGGAUCCAUCAGUGUUGCUGAAUAGAAGCACUUCAGUGCGAGUUCGAGGAAGUCUCUCAACUCCUCGAAUUCCAACUCAUCGUGACUCCUAUCGCUCGGCUACAAAACCAGACACUGUUCCUAAGCAGACUCCUCCUCCAACUCACAAUUCCUAUGUUCUUCCUCAUAUUGAUGAGAGGAUGACGAGGAAAAUGAUAUUAAUGAAGAACCACCAAAACCUCCGAGAAGAAGUGCUUCCUUUCGAGUUAGAGGUGGGUAACUAUGUUAGUUUUCCCAAUCAUACUCAUUGUUCAGAAAAACCAAUAGCAGAGGCUCCGCUUCGUCCUCCGGUUCGUCCUGCUCCAAUUGUUCCUACUUCGGCUGGACUUUGUUUAGUGCUCGCAGCCUCAUUUCCCACUUCAUCAACUCCUUCUCGUUUUUUGAAUCCUUUUCCUGCUCCACUACCAGCAGAAAGCUUCUUCGGGAAUAGCAAAUCCAAAAUCGCAUAUUUUAUAAAACCCACAAAUGAGCAACCACAAGAACUUUUUCAAACCCCCGUUCAAAUAGAAAAAAUAUUUUCUUCUACACCAUCAUCACCAGUUUCAAAUGCUGCAAUUAUAGAUGGAAUGAAAAAUAUCAGCUUAUCAGAUUCCUCAACAUCAGUUGCACAGGAUAUAGCAAUGAAAGUACCUACACCGCUUCCUCGCACUUCAAAAAUUAUUUCUGCUUCUUCUCCAUUACCACCUUCACAAGAUGAAAUUAAUCCCUUAAUUGAAAUGGUGGAUCAAUCUAGUAGUAAAUCUGAAACUCAGAUUCCAGUUACCGAAUGCAGCCAGAGUCACUUAAAUGGAAAAGGCAGUGCUGCCCAAAUACAGUCAGCCGAUUUUGACAAAGUAUUGAAUCAAUUGCUGUCAAUAAAAGUCAAUUCAGAAAAAUCCAAACAAAGUGCAGAUUUGGAGCUUCUCCUCGUAUCAAUUGAAAAGCUGAUUCAAAACUAUCUGGGUUUUCACCACGAAGAUUAAUCUGACUGAUUAGCUCUUUUUUGUGUCGAAGAAAUAAUUAUUUAACUCAUUCAAAUAUUUUUAAUAAGAUUAAGUGAUUAAUCAUAAUGAAGUUUUCCAA